CUGGAAAGCAUUUAUUCUGACUUCAAUGUUUCGAUGUCUUUCGCGGCCGAAAAUGCAUCGAACCGAAGUUUAGAACUAUUCAGAAAAUAUUAUUAUUUCAGCGCGAAAAAAGCAGAAGUUGUUACAAGAUGACUAAUUUGGGUGCUGAGAUAACAUUUUUUAAUUUCGCAUCAUUUUUUUAUAAAAAACAAUGAAAAUUUAUGAAAUUGUGACAGUCCCAGUCUACCGUGCUGCCAUCUAUCAACUUGCUCCAGCGUUAGAAUCAAUUAUAAUAGCGAGUUGGUUUACCUGUCUGUCUCUAUAUCGUGGCUUUUCCUUAAACCACUGCUGCUUUAUCUGAAACGUCUGAAAGUACCGUUAAAUCCUGUUAAACCGUUAAAAAGAAAAUUCAGUGGAAUUUUACAGCUGCUAAAUACAUUGCUGGUUGCUGGUGGACCGAGUGGUGGACCAAAUAAAAUGUCAACAAAACGGAAGAAGGCGCCAGUCAAGAGAGGGCCAGCUAAAAGGAACAAGAGGAAAGAAGAAAGUGAUGUGGAUUCGGAUAUUAGCGACGCCAGCGAUACGGAAAAUACCACCCAACCUGACGAAGUUCUCAUAGCUGGACAUGGGGAUGCUCUUGACGAACUCACUCAAUUACCUCAGGAGUUACUUAAAACUUUAAUCAAACCCGCUGGACAACUGCUUAUUUUUGGUCUCAUCAACUGGGACUACACGUCCAACAAGGUCCCCAAGGAAGUCAAGAUUAAACUGCACCCCAAUCUCUACAGCCCGCACCGGUUUCUCACAGACCAAAAGGUGCGCCUGGCUGUGAGCGGAUGUGUGGCCACUCAUAGUGUACUUAUCACCGAGGAGGGCAAAGCAUUGACAUUCGGUCGCAAUAAGUUCGGUCAGUUGGGUCUGGAGCACACCGAAACGAAAGAGAUUCCUACCGUCGUUCCGGCGUUAGAGAACAUGAACGUAAUCGGUGCAGCGUGUGGUCGCAAUCAUACGUUGUUUCUAACCGAUACAGGUACUGUGUAUGCAUGUGGUGACAACCGCUCUGGCCAAUGCGGUGUCGGAAAUCUGCAACCCAAUAUCCUCACUCCCACUCGCAUUAACUACCGAGGCCCGCCAAUCGUGAAAGUGGGCUGCGGGGCGGAGUUUUCGAUAAUUUUGGACAUAAAAGGAGGCCUGCACUCGUUCGGUUUGCCCGAAUACGGCCAAUUGGGCCAUAACACCGACGGCAAAUAUUUCAAAACCAAUACUAAACUCUGUUUUAAUUUCGAAACUAGCCCCAAACGCAUUGUGCUGUACAUCGAGAAAAGCAAAGACGGUCAUGUUGCUCCAGUAGAUGUAACUGAGAUCGUUGAUUUCAGCUGUGGGCAGAAUCACACCGUCGCGAUUGAUAGCAAAAAGCGGGCGUUUUCGUGGGGAUUCGGCGGAUUCGGGCGAUUAGGACAUGCCGAGCCGAGAGACGAACUCGUCCCACGUUUGAUCAAAUAUUUUGACACACAGUCCAAAGGGCUAAGGUCUAUACAUUGCGGCUCCACUUACAGCCUUGCGGUCACCGAAUUCGGUGCUUUGUUUAUGUUCGGACAGACUAAGCGUACAGGCGAAGCCAACAUGUAUCCGAAACCGAUACAGGAUUUGAGCGGCUGGACCAUCAACCAUGUGGCUGCGGGAAAUACGUCAAUUAUUGUCUCGGCCGAUGAGUCUGUCAUAUCAUGGGGGUCCACACCCACCUUUGGAGAGUUAGGCCUUGGGGAAAUCACCAAAUCUUCUACCACUCCUAAAGAGGUCACGAAAUUAACCGGAGUUAAAGUGCUGGGAUUGUCAAUGGGAUUCGGACACACCUUGCUAAUAGCACAGAACGAGACUCCCGAAGAGAAAACCAAACUUGAAACCUUUGAUGUUUUCGAACCCUAUACAAAAGGGAUAUUGUUGGUCACGAUGUCAAACAGCGUCGUUAAGGUAACAGAUUCCGAUUCAACAAUUGAUGACAAUUUACUUCUUCUUAUUGGUGAAGAUGGAACUGUCACACCGAGUAAAGACGUCGUCAAAGCUUAUUUAAGUGGCAAAUCGGGCGCCACCAACCUCCAAGUAAUGCAUAUUAAUAAAUCAGAUAAUGAGGGCAUUGAUGUUGCGGUGGAUGACAUGUUAUAUGUACCGGACGCUGAAGCUGACGACCUUCCAGAUAAUAAAGAGACGUCUUUUGACGACAUAGCUUACAAUUUAUACAACAUAAAGCUUGAUCAUGAUUACACACCUCAUUGUGGGUAUUCUGAGGAUGAUGAGUUGGCGCGAACUCUUAGUAUAUUAGACGGGGACGAAGACAAUGACUCUCCUUCCGUCACAAAACCACUAGAAAGUCGAUCCCUUAGAAGCAACGCACAUGAAAGCCCCAAACCCAAAACAAAGGUAGCAACACCGCUAAAAACAAUCACCAAAGAUCAAGCAAAAAAGAUUAAAACAAGGACAAAGAGUGAGACAUCGAUCAAAGACGGGGAAAGUCCGUCAGAUGCUAAAAAAGUCCUCAGACCGGAGCAUAAACCCAAGGACAAUGUUGUCAAGUCUUUGAAAACAAUAAAGCCAGUCGAGCCUGAAUCACCUAAAGCGGAAAAGCCGCAACCAGUUGAUCCCAAGUCAGCUGAAAAGAAACAGCCCAAGAAAGAUCGCAAAGUGGCGAAGCCAGUCCCAGACGAUUUCGCCCUGUUUUCAACCCCUGAUAUCAUUAGACGAGUGGGAGGGAAGGAACCAAUUUCGCCCGAACUUAGCAGUCCGGAUCAAAACAAACCGGCGAAAAUCGAAACUCGAUCGAAGUCAGUCUCAGACUCCGCUCAAGUUUCGCCCAAACAGAAUCGCUUGAGUCUCGACGGCAAAGUAGUCGAUAAAUCCCCCAGUAAAAAACCGACUAGCGAUAAUAAAGCGAAGAAAAUCAUGUUUGAUAACACCAAAACUGUGGCGGAAUUGGAACCAAAACCGUGCGAAAGUAACACGAACGUGGAACCUGCAAUCCCCGAGCCAAUGAUUGCGAAUAAUGAAGAUAAGUCGUUUCCGGCUUUACCUCUCGAAACUCCUGAUUUAAGUGGAGGUGAGAAUAACAUGGCUUUGGACGGGAAUGGGCUCGAUCUUGACCCAAGCUUGUUGGAAAACAUCAAUAACGACCUAAUAUCUGAAGAUAUUCUGUACCAAGUUGCGCAGUCGUUGGUGUCAAACACGGAGCUACAGAACGCGAUAGAUAAGAGCUUGAAUGAGGAGAAUUUGGGCCUCGAUUCGAGCGUCCAAGAGGUGCAGCAAGACGACGUGGUUCACAAUAAUCAAACAGAGCAGGUAACGUCAUCUGUGCCACAAAAAGGAACUCAAAUCGUCCGCCCUGACGGUAGGAUAGUCGUAAUCCCUCCAAUAGAACGCCCCACAACCAGGAGUCGAAACAAGAACAAAGAUGCCGAUAAACCAACCCCAAAAUUUGUCCACAAACCCUUGGAUGAAGAGCACGUCUCAGGCAACGAACUCGACAGUUCUGAGGAAGAAGAGGAAGAAUCGGAGGAUGAUCCGAACAAACUUUGGUGUAUUUGUAACCAACCUCACAACAACCGGUUCAUGAUCUGUUGCGAUACGUGCGAAGAAUGGUACCACGGAAAAUGCGUGAAUAUCACAAAAGCGAUGGGACAGCAAAUGGAAGCGGAAGGAAGAGAAUGGAUUUGUCUAUUUUGUAAAGAUCCACUUUUGAAGCGACCACAAGCCGCGGCCAGAAGAAUAAGAAAAGCUUCGCGGAAUUCGCGCCAGUCUACGGACAGCUCUGGCAGUACCAAAGUACCAGAGACACGGCCAAGUUCAGUCCCGUGUGUCGUUUGCCAGAAACCGUCAAGAACUAAUUCGAUUUUCUGCAGCGAAAGCUGCAUUUUGGCGCACGCACAAGGCGUCGAACGAGUGGUCGUGUUCGAGAGAUCAACUGGAAACAUGUUGACCGGGAACAAGGCCCCCAGUGCUGCCAACUUGGAGCAAUGGCUCAAAGAACACCCAGGUUACGAAGUCGUUCGUUCCGCUGGUAAAAUAGUAACGACAAAGCAAACGCAAAAAAGUCCGCCAUCGAAAAUAAAAAUUUUAAAAGGUUCCGAAACACCUGCUAUGCAUUUCCAAAAUCGAAUGAAAAAUUUGAAUAAAACCGUACCGAAAAGUCCACAAGUGGUCAAAGUCGGUAAUACAUCAGGUUUGAAAGUUCUUAAUCGACAAAUUUCGACGGCUCAGCUGAGGGAAAAGGUCAGUAAUUCACUUAAAGAGGCCGCAUCACCUACCAAGUUUAAAAUCGUUACAACUUCGACCAAAUCGAGUAGUUCGCCGGCGAAUAGAGAAAAACCCACAACACCUAAAGUACAAAAAGUGCGAAAUGCAAGUACACCUCAAGCCAAACAGGAGAAUAUCAGAGAUAAUGUCAAGAAAACAGUUUACGAGCAGUUGACCAACCGAUUAAAAAUGGUGGAUGAUUUGAAGUUGUCUGAGGAGGAAUUGAAAAACAUUUCGCUCGAAAUUGAAUCUCAACUGUACAAAUGCUUCGGCGAUACGGGGCAGAAAUACAGGAACAAAUACAGAAGUUUAAUUUUUAAUAUUAAAGACAUAAAGAAUCAAACACUGUGGAGGCGGAUUUGUGAGAAGACCAUUAAUCCGUACCAACUCGUCAGGUUAUCGCCCGACGACUUAGCCAGCCAGGAGUUGGCCCUUUGGCGGGAGCGCGAAACCAAACACCAGUUAGACAUGAUUAAAAAAUCCGAGCUCGAAUUACUCCAAUGCAACAGACAAUACGUGUUGAAGACACACAAAGGUGAACAAAUUUUGGAAGACAAUCGUCCAACGGACAACCUCGACAACACCGAGGUCAUAACAAGUCUGACAGAUAACGCAACGGGGGAGAAAACCGAUCGUAAAGACGACAGAAAAAAACACAGUCAUAGGGAUAAAGAGCGGAAAUCGACGAAAGAUAAGUCCGAAAAAAGUCAUCACAGUCACAGAUCGACGAGUCGAGAUCACGAUCGCAGUCGGAAACGUUCGCGCAGCAGGGAUAGGAGUUCAAAACAUGUGGAGAAACGGAGAUCCAGAAGCAGGGAUCGACAUAGGAGGUCGUCACAUAAAAGUUCAAGGCAUAAAAAGGAGUCGCAUCGAGGGUCGUCCACUGAGAAACUCGAUAAAAAAUCGAAGGAGAUUUUAGAACAGUUGGUUGAUAAUAAAAUUGUGCCUCCGCUGGAAGACAGGCUGUGGAAGCAUGUGCCACAAGAGGACGUUUUACCAAAUUCGGUUGCUGAAAGUGACAGUGACCACGAACCGACUUCCACUGUCACUAUUCCAACUCCACCACGAAAUAACAACGAUUCGGAUGAAUUUGCGGCUGGCCACGGUUUAUCGGAAAAUAAAAAUAAUGAUAAAUAUCCUGUAAAGGAGCAGACUGAAGUGGACCACUCGAUGUCACCAGUGGUUAAGCCAAAAGUUGAGGAGAUUUGGCGUGGUACCAUUAAUAUGGUAGAUGUGGCACAAAUCUCGAUCACAGCUCACGAAGUGUCAGGCGAUUGUAGUGGCUUGGCCACUGAACUACCCGCAAAUUUGGACAUUGUUGGUAGAAUUUCCCCCGAUACCGUGUGGGACUAUAUCGGAAAAAUGAAAUGUUCCAACAGUAAAAUCAUAUCAGUGGUGCGCUUAAACGCAAUCAAUGUGGAAGAAAAAAUGCCGUAUUUGGCUCUCUACAGUUACUUAUCGAGCAGGAAUCGACUCGGUGUUGUUAAAAGUGUGAACAAGGCCGUGAAAGAUUUUUACAUUUUACCACUGGCCUCUCAGAAACCGAUCCCACAGGCUUUGUUACCUCUCAACGGUCCAGGUUUCGAGGAGGCACGGCCUGCUUUGCUCCUGGGAAUCCUUGUUCGAGACAAGAGAAAAAGGCCAUAUGUUGAUUCAGCGUCCAGUGCCCCCAGUGUUAAAAAAACGAAAACAGAGAUGCCUUCUAGGUCGUACACACCGCCACCUGUCAAAGAUUCCCGGCUUAAAUUACCACUUCCACCACCGAUAGGCACGGACCAGGAUGGAGAUGAGCCGUACAGUCCUGAGGACUCGGACCCCGACAGCAUAAUUCCCGCAACCACUCGAAGUGUUUCCAACAGUUCGACAAUCUUUCUCGACGCUGACGCCGCGGCAACACAAGCCUUUCAACCGUUCGUUAACAAGUUUGAAGAGAUUCCAGGACUGGAUAACGCAACUUUGCCGUCAAGUACGCAAGAAAUCCAACGCCAAAUGGAGAAACUCAACAAAGAAAUCGAAAUGCAAAAGUCGGAAAUCAACAGUAUAUCGCAAAACAUCGCCACUGCAUCGAACGAAAUCGGGACUUCGGCUCUGGCGAACAUAGCGCUCCCGAGCAAUUUGCAGCAAAUUCUGGACAGCAUUAAAACGAUCGGUUCCACUUCGGCUUUAGAAUCGUUGGAGACGAAGCCGCAAGCUGUGGACGCGCUGCAGGAAAGUUCCGACUUUACGAUUCCUUUGAUGUUGCCUACGACGUUUUCGCGCCAUUCCGCCAGUUCCGAAAAUACCAUUCCUUUGAAUUUGCCAAGUAAGAAGAAAGUGGCAAGCGACGCUGAGAAAACGAGCGUUUUGAGUUCGCUGUCUGAGGAGGAUUUGAUUCGAAAGGCGGAAGAGAUGCUUGAAGCGUCCGAAACAACAGACAAGCUAGCAAUUCCACCGAGUGUUUCAAGUUCGUCACAAAUACUGCCCAAGGUUGAGAUGAAACAACCGCCAAUACCUGGACUGGAGGAUGAUGUCUAAUUUUGGCUGGCUGAAGGAGGUGUUUCACAAUGUUUUCGUCAUUUUUAUAAGAAUAGGACUUUAUUUGAGUAAAAUUGUUGGAACUUUUAUGUAUAGACUUUAGUUGAAAACUAUGGAUUCUUAUUAAUUCACUUACAUGUUUUUAAUCAGUUUUUUAUAUUGUAAAUAUACAAUUGUUUUGUUUCUAUGAGACAUGUAAACUAGGAAAAUACUACAGAUAAGUGCAAGCGAUUAUUCCAUGUAAAUUUUGCGACCUAUGUUAAAUUCUGUAUAGUUACUUUUAUUUAGAAAACUUGAAAUAAACCAUUUCUUUUUGAA
Molecule: messenger RNA, 7095 nt
Organism: Tribolium castaneum (red flour beetle)
Lineage: Eukaryota; Metazoa; Arthropoda; Insecta; Coleoptera; Tenebrionidae
Exons: 18
Coding region: 457-6777 (2106 amino acids)
Biological process (GO): DNA-templated transcription; negative regulation of GTPase activity
Cellular component (GO): membrane
Molecular function (GO): small GTPase binding
Source: RefSeq, a predicted model, not a curated record